UAGGAUGGUUUCCUUUAGAAAUUGAAGAGAAAAGCGGAAAUAUUGGUUCUAAUAAUUGAUAGAGUUGUUAGUUGAGACUUUAAAUGUAAUUGGCAAUACGUGCGCUACAGUGAUAUGAUUGUUUCAAAAUAAUACCACAAUACAAAAGUGCAAUUGUAUUAAAGCAGAUUUUAUUCAUUGUAAAAACCUAAGCCUCUAGGGAAUACAUUAAUAUCGUUCUUAAUGGAAUGACGGGUAGCGCGGGUUUAUUGUUUGAAAAUGGAUUAUUUCUAAAACUAUGGAAUUAUUCUGAAACUCGUUUAAAUCCUAAGAGAAUGCGUGAUCGAUUUAUACCAGCGCUAUUAGAUUAUAAGAUAUUGAUACAAAAAUAGGAAGGUGUAUUUCGGUGCGGUCACUGCUUUUACUUUUCAGUUUUAAUGUCCGGAGUAUUUGAUGAACAACUCGACAACAGCAAAUACUUCCAUGAAGUUUCCGGUUAUACACAUAAAUGACUGGCAACGCUGAUACGCAUUACAAAUAGAUGUCCAGGGGAUUUAAUCUGCGUGACACUUCCUGCAAAGGAACAUAAAUCGGACCUGGAAAUGGAAAACAUUAUCUAAGGCUUUACAUGUCAAAUACAGACAAGUAAACACAACGAAUGGUCGACAAUUGAAACGGUAAUACUUAUUCCGCUCAAGGAAAAACGUUUUAGUUUCGACAAACACAUAUUUCAACAGCAGAAAAAGAAAGACCAUACACGGUUAUCCUUAGAACGUUUGGUCGACCUCACACAGAGCAUGUGUUUAUGAAAACAAAAUGUAAUGAAUGGACAUAUUCGGAGAAAAUCUCUUUAAUAAAGUGGAGUCGGGAUUCUAUCAAAUAGAAAUGUCAGGUCUUCCGCAUUGAUAUAAAAAAUGCAGUAUAUGUAUGUGAUUGAAAUUGAACUUCGCCACCAAUCGUCUUAGACAAGAGCCGUUAUAAUGCCGCCCGCCACCAGCCUCCAAUUCUUCCGGAAGAAGCAGUCGGUGGAUCAGUUUGGUCUGGAGCGACCACAGUCACUUCCGAUCUUUCGGGACUGUGUCGCAAAGGAGCUUGUUUCGACAGAGAGACGGAUAGAACUGUUGCGGCAGUCUUAUUAUGGACCAAGCAAUGAAGUUGAACAAGAUAUCAAGAGAUGGCUUGACCCACUUUCAAGAGUUCUUAGCGAAAACAGGAUCAGUUAUUUCCUGUGCAAAUCUCAAUUGGACGAUGCUGUGUAUAAAUUCAGGCGCUCUGAGGGGGAUCCAACUCUUGCAAUAGAUUUUGACAAAGAAGCUGUGAAAAUUGUCAUGGAUAUUGUGGAUAGAGUGAUGAAUGAUUUGAAAACAGGCUUUGCUGAUAUCAUAAAAGAGCUUAAAACAUUUACUGAAUACAUGUGGAAAUAUUGCCUCAGCUUUUCUAGUUCAGAAGGUGAUAUUUAUUUAGACACUGCGCUGAAUUAUGAGAGACAAAGAAAAGAGUUUCUGCAAGCUAUUAAUUUUAAUUUGAACGACAUUGUCAAUAUGGCGGAACAAUUUGAAACUAAAGGAAUGCGCGUGCAGGAUUUAGGAUUUGUAGCACGUGAUCUUGCAGAGCGUUGCAAGGCAACGCACGCUCCCUUUUUAGUUAUUAUUCCUCAGGCGUUUGAAAAUUUGAAAAAUGCGAUUGCAGGAAUACGUAAAUGGCUAGAGGCGGACGAAGGUUAUGCGGAUUUUAUUCAUUAUGAUGUUAGAGAAAUGGAACAAAAGAAAGAUGCGCACGAGAAAGUUACAAGAGAACUGCAGACAAAAUGUUCAAACAGCGAGCACAAGUUAAAAACUGCCCGAAGACAUUUAGCAGACAUUGCAGCAGAAGUGAAAAGUUUCGAAGCGCGGGAAGUGGUUUUGCUAAAAGAAAAGAAUGAAGUGUUAAAACAGUUGAAAGACAUUCAAGAUAAUAUAGAGAUCAAAACAUAUAGAAAAGAAGAAAUGAAACAAAGGCUUGAGGAGUUGAAAGCUUAUGAACUGGACAGCUUCAAGCAAGUUGAACGUGAUAUUACUGAGCUGAAUGACAAGAAACCAGUGUUUAACAGAAGACUUGAAGAUAUCAAUAAGAAAUUGGAAACUAUUAACGAAAGGAAGCAACAAAUGACCCAACGGGAGCAUCACGUCAUAGAUACCAAAGCGGAAGUUAAGCGCUUAAAAAAGGAGUUCCGGAAGUGCGAAGUUGAACAGGAACGCAUUGAAGGGAACCUGAGCCGCUUGAGGGAGAUUCUACGCUACAAGACCGCACCGGAAGUGCUCAAGAAAAUAUUUCAUGGGAUGCCUCUUACCGCAAGACACGUGGUCAACAAAGGGAAACGCCCUCUUAUGGACAAGCUGGAGCGUUCCUGUAAAAUUACGGCGUCCAAUAUUGACCACGAUUGGUGCAAGUUGUACCGAGCUUUACCGUUCCAUCCACCCAGGGGAGAGGAGACGAUUUCAAACGAUAUUGACGAGAUCAAUAAAGAAUAUAUGAGGACACUGAGCGAGGAGAUGUGCAGACAAAGUUUAUGGCGCUGGCGGAGAAUGCAUACAAGAGCCAGUCUGGAAGACUUAAAGAAGGCACUACUUUCAAUACGGCGGAAGGAUAUUAUUGACCUCAUUGAAGAAGAUAUAAUGCGGCGAGCAAGUAAACCCAACAUUCCAUCACCUGCAUUUAGGACUGUCAGAUUUCCGAAACUUCAUACAUAGCUGUGACUGUUACAAGUGUAUAGACUUCAGUGAUGAUUUAUUACAAACUCUGGUUUAAUAAUUAUAAAAACUUUAAAUAGUUUGGAAAUGUAGUAGCUACCAUUAAUGAGAAUCAAAUCUUUCUAUAAGAAGUGUUUUGAGUAAUGAUAGAAUUAUUUUAAUCAUAAAUUCAUUCUUGUUCUUGCUUUUUAUAAAAAAACUAUUUUGCAUUUAUUUACACAUCAUUGCAUUUGUUAUUAGCUAAUUAUUCAGUCACUUUAAAUCCGUUAGUUUGGGACCAUAAGGCAGAUACAAAAAUUUGAGAGCAUGCAAAAUACACAUAGAUUGUAGAACUAAAUAAUCUUUUGACCAAAUUUGUACAUACAAGUGCUACCUCAUAGUUUUACAUUAAAAACUACAUACAUGUUAUAUUAUAGAAGACAUCAAAUAGGUACCGUAUAUACAUGCUGUAUUUUCAUUUCCAUUUAUAUAAAUAUAGUUACAUUCAUGUCUUUCAAAUAGAACUAAUGAAACAUACCAAGUCUGUUCCUUUUUCUUAACAUCCAUUGGUAGAAAUGCUGUUUUGUAAUGAAGGAACAUGACCAUGUUCCUUUUAAAAAAUGAAAGUCGGCCGAUUUUGAUGAAACUUAGUACAACACUUCUCAAUCAAUGGACUCCUAUGUGAUACUUAAAUUUUCAUAAUCAUGACAUCAUUUUUUUUAUUUACAGCUCCUCCUAGAAGUGCAAGUGC
Mya arenaria is the source of this 3438-nucleotide messenger RNA. RefSeq lists its product as uncharacterized. The record is from RefSeq and is a predicted model, not a curated record. NCBI's taxonomy places the organism in Eukaryota, Metazoa, Mollusca, Bivalvia, Myida, Myidae. Gene Ontology annotation, biological process: signal transduction. Gene Ontology annotation, molecular function: protein binding. The transcript is spliced from 5 exons. The coding region runs from base 960 to 2708 and encodes 582 amino acids.